Messenger RNA from Alligator sinensis (Chinese alligator), 2961 nucleotides. Its product is annotated as potassium channel subfamily U member 1. The transcript is spliced from 26 exons. Gene Ontology annotation, biological process: reproductive process; transmembrane transport; potassium ion transport. The record is from RefSeq and is a predicted model, not a curated record. Gene Ontology annotation, molecular function: monoatomic ion channel activity. NCBI's taxonomy places the organism in Eukaryota, Metazoa, Chordata, Crocodylia, Alligatoridae. Gene Ontology annotation, cellular component: membrane.
CUCUGGAAAGGAGCUUUCCACGAGAGGUUGCAGAUGAUGCUAUCCGCUCAAACAUUUGUGGGGAGAGUUCUGGUGAUACUGGUGUUCCUAAUGAGCAUUGGAUCCCUCAUUAUCUACAUUAUCAACUGUGCCUCACCUAUAGAAUACUUCAGCUCGUUCCCAGAUGAAACCCUUCCUGUAGAUAUGGGCUUCAAUACCUUCUUCCUCUUCUAUUUUGGAUUACGGUUCUUGGCAGCUGACGACAAGCUGAAAUUCUGGCUGGAGCUGAACUCCAUUGUGGAUUUCUUCACUAUUCCUCCAGUCUGUGCCUCCUAUUAUUUGAAGAGGAACUGGCUUGGUUUUCGAUUUUUGCGAGCGCUCAGGUUGCUGGAACUUCCCAAAAUAUUGCAGUUUCUGAAGAUCACCAAGACCAGUAAUUCAAUCAAGCUGGUCAAACUGUUAGCUGUAUUUCUCAGCACCUGGCUCACGUCUGCAGGGUUUAUUCACCUGGUGGAGAAUUCUGGAGAUCCUUGGAUCAAUUAUGACAAUUCUCAAUUCCUGAGCUAUUUUGAAUGUUUGUACUUGAUAAUGGCAACUAUGUCAACCGUUGGCUAUGGAGAUGUUGUAGCUAAAACUUGCCUUGGUCGUGUUUCCAUGAUUUUCUUCAUCAUUGGCGGGUUGGUCCUGUUUGCAAAUUUCAUCCCUGAAAUUGCGGAUAUUGUUGAAAGCAACAAAAAAUAUGAAGGGUCCUACACGGUGGUAAAAGGAAGAAAAUAUAUUGUUGUCUGCGGUAAUAUCACUCUGGAGAGCGUGACUGCUUUCCUGCGAGACUUCCUGCCCCAGGACACAGGAGAUAUUUGCACUGAGAUACUCUUUCUGGGAGAAUCUCUUCCUAGCCUGGAGCUGGAAGCUGUAUUCAAUUGCUAUUCACCCUACACCACUUUCUUCCAUGGUUCUGCACUGAACGAUGAAGAUCUGAAGCGAGUUCAGAUGGGAUCUGCAAAUGCAUGUCUGAUCCUUGCAGACAUUUGUUCUUCAGAACCUUACACUGAAGACACUUCCAAUAUUAUGAGGGUGCUCUCUAUCAAGAAUCACUAUCCAAACACCAGAGUCAUCAUACAGAUAAUCCAGUCACAUAACAAGGUAUACCUGCCGAACAUCCCCAACUGGGACUGGAGAAUAGGGGACAGCAUCAUCUGUUUUGCCGAACUAAAACUUGGAUUUAUAGCACAAAGUUGCUUGGUUCCAGGGCUGUCCACCCUCCUAACCAGUUUGUUUGUGAGGAAGGAGAGUGCUGAGGUAAAGAGAAAAAGCGUGAGGCACAGGAAUGUUUUGAAAGGCAGUGCCUAUCAAGUGAUGACUUACAAGCUCUCCAAUGAUUUUGUAGGCAUGUCUUUUCCAGAGGUUUGCCGGUUGUGCUUUGUGAAGCUGAACCUUGUGCUGUUUGCUGUCGAGUUCAGGUUUGGCGUUCAUGGGAACAGUAUCCUAAUCAACCCGUCUGCAAAGAUAAUGCUCCAUCGAAAUGUAAUGGGCUUUUUUAUUGCCAAAUCCAUGGCAGAAGUCAAAAGGGCGCAUUUUUACUGUAAAGCCUGCCAUAGUGAUAUUGAUAAUCCAAAACUGAUUGAAAAAUGUCAUUGUAGAAGCAAACUUCGGAGGAGAACCAUUACAGAAAAGCUGAAAGCCCGCCGAGAAACUCUGUGCGUUCCAGACCAGGACCCGGUAAAGUCAAGGUCUCUUGGGGUUCUUCCUCCUUCGAGUUAUGCUGCCAGCGCAUCAGAUGUCAUGGGGGACAAGAAUAGUGAUGCCAUGCUUGAUUCAACAGGAAUGUUUCAUUGGUGCCAUGCUGUGUCUUUGGAAAAAGCCAUCCUGAAUCCAAAGAAAGAAGCCACCUCAGACCUGCAUGAUCAUAUUGUGGUAUGUGUCUUUGGGGAUGCCAACACAACACUCAUUGGUUUGCGGGACUUUGUGAUGCCUUUACGAGCUAGCAACUUCACUUACGAGGAGCUGAGAGACAUCGUCUUUGUCGGGUCUCUGGAGUACCUGAAAAGAGAAUGGGGAUUUAUCCAGAAUUUCCCAAAGCUGUGGUUGUACCAGGGUAGUGCUCUUUCCUGUGCUGACCUGAAGUCUGUUAACAUAAGGCACUGCGCCAUGUGUGCUAUCCUGUCCUAUAGCUCCAAGUCAUCUAGUAGUCCAAUCCUGGUGGACACAGAAAGCAUCCUGGCCACACUUAACAUUCGAGCCAUGCAGUUUAAGUGCAGCACAGUCUCUGAAGAGGCAGUUGGCAGAGUGAGAACAUUGGAGAAUCAAUCAGUGCUAUAUUAUAAAAGGAUCCCCAUCAUCACAGAGCUGAAAUCCAUGUCAAAUGCCCACUUUAUUGAUCAGAGUGCUGGAAGCAGCGGGUCGCAGAUCCCAGAGCAGGAGCUGCAUCUCUCCACCCCUUUUUCCAGUGGAGCUAUCUUCUCAGAUAGUUUUUUGGAUUCUCUUCUGUCCACUACCUACUGUAACCACCAUGUCUUAGCUUUGCUCCAGACUCUGGUGACGGGUGGGACAAGCCCAGAGCUGGAGGAGCAGCUUGCAGAGAAGAAUGAACUGAGUGCCAGUGACAACAGCAUAUCAUAUGUUGCACCUAGGGUGAGGUGCAAGCUGGCUCUUUUGCCACUGUGGAAGGAACUUGCAGCAGUUUCCCCAGAGGACUGUUUCGGAGAUGUUUUCUGCAAAGCAUUAGACUUGUUUGGAAUCCUUUGCUUUGGCCUCUACCGUCUCAUAGAAGAGCCUAAUCCGUACAAGAACAGGGGAGUAUAGUGUGUGAUUGCUCGGCCUCCGAACAAUUUCAAGAUGUUGCCUACAGAUCUGCUCUUUUGUGUUGUCCCAUUCAACAUCUCAACAACCAGUAGCCUGUCUGACUGGGCAGAGGCUCUGCCCCCAAGCAGGCAGCCAAGCCCAACGGACUACUCCAAGGCUGACAUGGAAGUGAAUGCAUGA